AAUGGUAAACCUGUUUUUCUACAGUGGCAGUGAGCAUGUGAUCAAGUUUCCUAAAUAGGACGUACAGAGUCACUUCUGGUUGGCCAAUCAAAUGCCUCCUUGUCUCUGAAGAGUGGAGACAGUAUGCAGAUUCUUUCAUUCAGCACGACUAUUUGAACACAAUGACAUCUCCAAAAUUUCUCUUCUUUCUGACGUGUUUGUUAAUCGGAAAAGUUGCUCAGACGACUGAUCCAAAGUUAUCCUCAUCUCUUCAUCAAGAGAAGGGUUUUGUAUCGGCUAAAACUGGGGAGAACAUCACUUUGAGAUGUUUCUAUGAAGGCGGUGUUUCUUCAAGGGUUUACUGGUAUAAGCAAACUCUGGGACAGAAACCACGGCUCAUCUCUACUUUCUAUGGAAUAAAUGGAAUAUUUUAUGAAGAAUUCAAGAACAAUCCACGCUUCACAUUGUAUACUGAAACAGGUCAAAGUCACUUGAAUAUCACACAUUUGAGCGUUUCAGACUCAGCUACCUACUACUGUGCAAGUUAUACAGUAUUUAUUACAUUUUCGGAGGGAACCUUAGUCAAUGUAGAAGGUUCAGGUUUGAAGGUCCCAGCUACGGUCCACCAGUCAGCGUCUGAGAGCAUCCAGCCAGGAGGCUCUGUGACUCUCAACUGUACAGUACACACUGGGACCUGUGAUGGAGAACACAGUGUUUACUGGUUCAAGAAGUCGGAAGAAUCUCAGCCAGGACUCAUUUACACCCAUGGAGGCAGGACUGAUCAGUGUGAGAGGAAACCCAACACACGAACACACACCUGUGUCUACAAGCUGCCGAUGAAGAGUCUGAAUCUUUCUCAUGCUGGGACCUACUACUGUGCUGUUACCUCAUGUGGACACAUUCUGUUUGGAGACGGGACCAAGCUGGAGUUAGAAGAUGAGGUGGACUCUCCUUUUUUAGUGUAUUUCUUGAGUUCAGCUUUGGCUUUCACCACCAUACUGAGUGUUUUACUGGCUUUCUUACUCUACAAGGUGAAGAAAAGACACCGCUGCCAAACUGCAGAGAACCACGCAACAUUUCCAUCUCCCACCACAACGAGUGCAGAGGGUUACCAAGAUGCAGACAACGUCCAUUAUGCCGCUUUAAGUAUCACCCUGCCCAACAGAUCGAGACGACAGAGGAACAAAACUAACGAUGAAUGUGUGUACUCCAGUGUCAAGCAGUAGAACUGGAUAUUAUUCUACGUUCUGAGUAUGAUGGCAGAUUCUUCUUAUAAUCUCCUUGAUUAUGUACAUACAUAGCUAUAGAUUCUUAGAUAAAUAUCUGUAUCUUUCAUUGGUCCAGGAUGUAGGUAGUGAAGAGAAGACUGAUAAGAAUGGACAGAGUCAUUUCUGAAAAGAGAAUGAUAUAUGUUGUUCUAU
This is a messenger RNA of Etheostoma cragini (Arkansas darter), 1400 nucleotides long. RefSeq names its product immunoglobulin kappa light chain-like. The transcript has 5 exons. Bases 162 to 1205 code for a protein of 347 amino acids. NCBI's taxonomy places the organism in Eukaryota, Metazoa, Chordata, Actinopteri, Perciformes, Percidae. Gene Ontology annotation, biological process: response to bacterium. The record is from RefSeq and is a predicted model, not a curated record.